Molecule: messenger RNA, 4826 nt
Organism: Mercenaria mercenaria
Lineage: Eukaryota; Metazoa; Mollusca; Bivalvia; Venerida; Veneridae
Exons: 7
Coding region: 2086-3771 (561 amino acids)
Source: RefSeq, a predicted model, not a curated record
UUUACUUAAUUGGAAUAAAACACAGUCAUGUCAUUUAGGUCAUUUUGGUCCAUUGACAACUACAUGUUUAAUUAAUUACAAAAAGAAUAGUCUUGUUAGUUCUUAGUUUCAUGAUCUGAACUUUGACGUCAGACCUGAUUCUGAGAUACUUCGUGAUAGGGCAGAAUCCGGACGUCUUCGCAGGAAGUGGUUAACCUUUUGCAGAGCUGUAUCAGAUUAUCUAAAAAGAAAUAUAAAACUAGCUUAUUUUGACAAUUUCUAAGCUUCAUAAGUCUGAUAUUAACAUGUAAAACUAUGACAGAUUUGUAGUGAUACUGUUACAUAUAACUUAUAAGCAGUGUGAAGAAAAGAAUUAGGGACAAUACGGACCAUGGGACGACCCGGACCAGACAACCCGGACCAUAUUUGGGACAACCCGGACCAUGUUCGAGGACGACCCGGACCACGUUUUAGGACGACCCGGACCAUAAAUAUAAUAAUAUAUAUGUGAGCAAUAUUCAUUGUCAGUAAACUUCAUUUAUCGACAAACGUUUUGGAGGAUCUUAUCGUGGACGACCAAGACCAUCAUUUAAUGAAGUUUUGUAAUCCUUUAACUGUCAUUAAAAUUGUCAAGUGUGUCUAUUAAACAUGAUUAUUGAAAUAAUUGCAAUUUUGUUUGCCUUUUCAUGUAGGCGCAACAUACGUAUCUUUAAUCAUAUGUUAAUUGAGAUACUUACCUUUUCAUGUUUUAAAUGUCUGACAUACGUAUCUUUAAUCAAACGUUAAUUGAGAUACUUACCUUUUUAUGUUUUAAAUGUGUGACAUACGUGCCUUUAAUCAUACGUUUAUUGAGAUACAUAAAAUGUGAUAAUGCUUAUUACCAAAUAAAAUGUGAUAAUGCAACAAUGUUAGUCUUUCAUCUUUUAAAACGUGUAACAUACAUGUUUUAUUCCUUUUUCGUGAGUAAUAUUUGGUAAAUGAGAGGGAGAUAUAUAAAAGCCACACAAUCCAUUUAUUCCAUACUUGCUUUUUAUCAGUAUUCUCUGACUUUCCUUCAGUGUGCUAUAUUUUAACUUGGAUUAUUUGCUUAGUGUUAUACUAGUAUUUUGUUUAAUUGUGGAUUAUUAAAAAACGUGCUUGUGUUCUGUACUUUGUUAUUACUUUGUUAUUUGUGUCUGUGUGUAUGGUGUAAGUUAUGGCGGAAAACUGUGUCUUUUGUGAUAAAUUAGUGCGCUCUCGACAGCAGGCAGUGUCUUGUGACGUAUGCACAAAGUGGCAGCAUCGCACGUGUAACACGGGUAAGUUUGUUUUAAUUCGAUAUAGGUAAUAAUAUGAUAUUAAAGACUAUUCAUUUAUAUUAAUUAAGACUUACGAAGAAAUACACAUUUCCGUAUUAAACAGUGAUGUGUUUUUUAAUAUCUAAUCCAUUAAUAUAGGGUUGUUUAUUAUUAGCUGAUUGACCAAAUUCACCUACUGUAAUACUUCAACUCACCUGUACUAUCACGGCAUUACUAAAAAGCACACGUGACCAGAGGUGAUAAUUCAAUUAUUGAUGCUGUGGUAUUAACGGGGUAUAGUUCAAUUAGCGUUAUUAACGAGGUGAUAAUUCAAUCAACCUAUGUUGCGUAUUAAAGCGGUGAUAAUCACAGAUUUUUGUUUGUGAAAAAAUUGCAGCUGUAUUGUCUCACCAAAGUACACAAAUCAAUAUUAAAGACAUGAUAAAAUUAUAUAAUAAACAUGUAAUUUGCAUAACACAGUUUAUGACAUGUAAUGCCAAUAAAGUUAUGUUAAAUACAUGAACUUUGUCACUCUUUAGUGCAGUUAUAAGAGACUACUUAAACAUAUUAUUUAAUGAUAACUGAUGAAAAACUGUGAAUAAUGAUUUGCUCAAAACGGGAUGGAAUUUGAAGUCGCACUUUGUUCUUUAUAGUAUAUUUCUCGAUUCAAAUUAUAUACUUACAAUGUUGUUUUCAUCAUUUGAAAAAAAAAAACAAAAAACAACACUUUAUUACAGGGAUAAGUGUUACACAGUAUAGAGCUGCUGUACGUGAUGGAACAACUCUCCAGUUCACCUGCUACCUUUGUAAGAACGCCGUGCCCGAACCAAUGGACGUUACAGAGUCAGACCAGGAUGCCGAUAUGACUGUCAAUUACAGUGAAAUUCCAGACACAUCUUCACAUCUGCCGUUAAGGGUCCCAUCAAUUGACGAACCACUGACGAGCACUAGGUUGUCAGCUGCCGAUAGUAUUAUUACCGAAUCUACAACCGUGAGAUCUGAUGAAACGAUGACUAACGAUGAUUCAGACUUCGACGUCACACGUCCUGAUAGAGAGAUGCCCGAAGAGAUUCAGGAAACAACCCUAGCGGAUGAGACGGUAAACAACGCGCCAAACCAGGCACCAGUCACAUAUGAGGUAGUCGAGGGAGGGUCCGAACGGGGGUACAGCAAGCUGGUGUCGUCGAAUGGGUAUGCGUUUGUGAAGAAGCGAACACUUGCGAACGGUACAAUCGAUUGGAGGUGCAGCGUAAGAAGUAAAGGUAGUGGGUGUCCAGCAACGAUUAAACAGUUCCAGAAUACAUUCCGAGUCGCAGGGGGAUCUCACAACCAUCAGGCAAAGCCAGGUCUAGUGACAGCCAUAAAGGUGAAAAAAGAGGUGAAAACGAUUGCCAAGACGAGGUUAUUUGAAUCUGCUAGCGUUGUGGUGAAAUCUGUAACAGACGAGCAUCAAAGGCCAGAACAGCCCGAAGGUUCCCGAUCUAGUCACGACGCGCUAUUGAAGAUGUGUAACCGCAGCCGUAAGGAACUACGCCCGAAGGACCCGACCGGUCUCGACUUUGAGCUUGAUGAAGAAUUCCUCCAAGAACUAGGUGAAGACUUCUACAGGGUCACUGUCCCAGCGAAAGAACGACGACACGUCAUCUUCGCCACAAACUACCAACUAGAGCUUCUUCAGAAGGCAAAGACUUGGUAUGUAGAUGGUACAUUCAAGGUAGUGAAGCAUCCGUUCGUGCAGCUGCUAUCAAUCCACGCCUUUGUCAAGAGCGACGACAGUAUGAAACAGAUGCCGCUGUGUUACGUGUUGAUGUCGGGGAAGUCUAAGAAAGACUACAAAAAGGUGUUCCAAGCUGUCCUUCGACUGUUACCAACGACCCAUGUACAGUCAUUUGUGGCCGACUUUGAAGCAGGGAUCUGGCAGGGAUUGCGGUCCGUGUUUGAGGAACCUGAAAUCAAAGGAUGUGCGUUCCAUUUCGGCCAGGCACUGUUCAGAAAGGUGCGAGAUAGUGGAUUACAGACUGCCUAUACUGAGCGUGACGCCGUCUACCGCCUACUCAGAAAGACCUUCGCGUUACCACUGCUGCCUGCCGAGGACAUCCCAGCAGCAUUUAACAAGCUUCGAGAGAAAAGCAACGAUGAGCGGCUCAACGCGUUCUUUGAGUAUGUACAAUCAACGUGGAUUAACAACGAUUUGUGGCCAGUGGCGUUGUGGUCCGUGUUUGGGAGGUCGAUACGAACGAACAACGACGUAGAGGGUUGGCAUGCUCGUCUCAACCGCCGUGCUUAUAAGGGCAACCUUCCAUUCUACCUGCUGGUAGACCUUCUCUUCAGAGAAUCGAAGGACAUUCCCAUUCAAGUGAAGUUGGUGAGGGAAAACAAGUUACGACGCCACCAAAAGAAGGCAAGUCUUACCACGCAGGGAAAGUUAAUGACUUUGUGGGCCGAAUACUCAAGAAAUGAACGGUCAACGCGCAGCCUUUUAGAUGCGUGUGCAUCUAUGUACGGACCAGUUUAAAAGUGGUAUUAAGUGUAUUAAGCACUCUUUAUCGGCUGCAGUGUUACUUGACGUGAGUUUUCUUUUGCCGUGUAUUAAGGGAAAAUGUGAAUGGAUUAUUUAUAUUUGUUCAUGUAUUAUAUAAUGUAAUAUAUUGUUAUGUUGUAUUAUGUGCUGCUUGAACUAUUAAUAAAUCUUUAAAUAAAAACUUUGCAUCGUUUUCUUUUUCAGUCACAAAUAACUAUUUCAAAUUAAGAUAAUAGAUAAAUAUAACCCUUAAAUACUAUUGGUUAGGUUUUUUACGACGCAAAGUGAUUUAAGCUAUUUUCCUUACUUUUAAAUCUGAAAUAAAUGAAUUUAAAUAAUUUAAUUUAAACUAUCGAUCGUGUAAUUAAAGAUCAUCAAUAAUAUUUGAUGACUGUUUAAGAUCAAUAGAACUGCCGGAAAUCAUUUUCUUACUUACGACAAUUUUGAUUAAUGACAAACUGUAAACUAAAUUGAUCUGUAAUCAGGCAUUGACAUUGUCACAGCUUUUAUGCAAAACAAAACAAUUUCACUAACACAAUCGGCAAACAAUAUUCUUUUCACUUAAUUAAACAUAAAUAUAAUAGAUCUACAUUUUGUAUUUUACAAAAAAAUAUAUAAAUAAAAUAAGAGUAGAAAAAUCUAUCUCCUCUGUCAUUUACAUAUCCUAAUUAUCUCAUUAUCCCCUUUGUUAAUGACGUUAUUAAUGUUAUAAGAAUAUAAUUAUAUUUCUAAACCAACCAAAUUAAGUUUCUGAACAUGGUACGAGUUGACCAAAAACUUUGGUCCGGGUCGUCCAUAGUAUAUGGUCCGUGUCGUCCAUAAUAUGGUCCGGGUCGUCUACAAAAUGAGCCUGUAAGUUAACUUUAAUAAAAAUGAGCAAUGUUAGUAAUAGACAUUAUUAGUAAUUCUGAAACUUUAAAAACAUGUAUUUGGUACAAAAUAGUGGCCUAGAACUUUACAAAAUACAGCUCAGUUCGUUCUGAAACGUGGUCCGGGUUGUCCCAAAUAUGGUCCGGGUUCUCUGGUCCGUAUUGUCCCAUGGUCCGUAU